Molecule: messenger RNA, 858 nt
Organism: Candidozyma duobushaemuli
Lineage: Eukaryota; Fungi; Ascomycota; Pichiomycetes; Serinales; Metschnikowiaceae
Exons: 1
Coding region: 1-858 (285 amino acids)
Biological process (GO): mitochondrial proton-transporting ATP synthase complex assembly
Cellular component (GO): mitochondrial inner membrane
Source: RefSeq, a predicted model, not a curated record
AUGAGGUCUAUAAGAGCGUUUAGUGUGUCUGCUAGGCAGCUCCAAAGGCCUAGAGUUCUGCAGCCUCGAUUUGCAAAAACAGUGGAGGAGGCAGCCAAGCCUGCUCUUCAAAAGCCUCAACCGAUCACGAAACCAUUCGGCUAUGAGGAGCCAAUAUUCUUGAAUAAGCUCAACGAGCACUCAAUUUCAGAGACUUUCUCGAAAGAGAGCAGAGAAAGAAGACAGAAAGAAAUUGAUUAUGAUUUGCAGCACUCUCCGUUCUACGACUCGAAAUCAUUCGCCAAUACGCAUGGCAAGAUCUUCCUGCCUCCGAUUUCUUUCUUCAAACAAAGCAAGUCUCUUUACUUUCCCAAUUUCGAGGGAUACACUUUGCUGAAGAAUAAGAGGCAACUUUAUGAUGUCUUGAAGGAUAAGGUGACAAUUCUUCGAAUGUCGUCUGCUAUCUCGGGUGAGAAUUGCACCAACAGUUAUGUCCAAGACUACCUUAGUGGCCCAGGCUAUGAACAAUUCAAAGAGAAGUACCCUCAUUCUCAAAUUGUUGAUAUCAAUAUACCUCAAUCUUGGAUCAAGGGCUUCUUCGUUUCAUUGGCCAAGAACAACAUCAGGAAGAUGAUCCCUCCACCCAGACACGAUCUGUAUUUCGUCCUAUCCCACAAGCUUUUCACGGGAGACGUCAAGAGAACUCUCAAAUGUGAUAACGCCUGCUCGGGAUACUUGUACAUAUUAGACGAAACCGGAAAGAUAAGGUGGGCUACGAGUGGAAUGUCGGAUGAGGAGGAGAGCACAGUAUUAUGGCGGUCAAUGCGUGCCCUCGAAAAAGAAUUGAUACAAAGCAAGGAAACUGAGAUCGAUCAAUAA